GCACGUGCGUGCGCGUGCGUGCGUGCGUGCAUGUGUGCGCGCGCAGCCCCUGAUGCGCGUGCGCACAGAGCGGUGCGCGCGAGCCCCGCGCUGCGCCGUGACGUGACGUGGCGGCGGCGGCGAGAUGCGGCGGGCGGCGGCGCUGCUGCUGCUGCUGCUGCUGCUGGCGGCGGCCGUAGCGGCGGCGGCGGAGGGGGAUGGCGGCUCUCCGCCCUUCCAGCUCGACUGGGCGAAGCUGCGGGGCCUGGCCCGGGGCAAGGUGGAGACCUGCGGGGGAUGACGGCUGAACCGCCUGCGGGAGGUGAAGGCCUUCGUCACCGAGGACAUCCCGCUGUACCACAACCUGGAGAUGAAGCACCUGCCCGGCGCCGACCCCGAGCUCGUGCUGCUCAGCUACAGAUACGCGGAGCUGGAGAGAAUCCCCCUGAGCGACAUGACGCGGGAGGAGAUCAACCGGCUGGUGCAGGAGCUGGGCUUCUACCGCAAGGAGGCGCCCGACGCCCCCGUGCCUGAGCAGUUCCAGUUCGCCCCUGCCAAGCCUCUGCCCACCCUGCCGCUGCCCAAAGCUCGCGCGGCCGAGAGCGAGACCCCCUCCGAGCCUGACAACGGAGAGCACCCAGACCUCUAGGGAGCAGCGUGAGGGGCGCCAUGCUCAGGAUGCGUGCAGGGGGCAGAGGGGCGAGGAGCCGGUCCCCAGUGCGGCAGGAUGAGGCCGUUAGACUGGCUGCCUCUCCUCGCGGGGCUGGGCGUGGUGCCAAGGGCUGACCGGGAAGCAGAGAUGUCUCCUAGCUGCCUCCCACCGUCGCUUGGUGCUACGUAGCCUCUGCUACGGGGGUGCCCGGAGCAGCUCCUGCCUUGAGCAGAGGCUCCCUGCGCACUGCGGACCAGGGGGGUCUGUGUGCCUAUCGGUACUCUCCCUCACCUGCAGCCCAGUGGCCGCAGCCAUGCUGGCGUGGCUAAUGAGGAGAGGGGGUUCUUUUUGCCCCCUCCAUUACUGUGCCACAGGUUACAGUCAACACCUAAGAGUGGGCAGCAGUAUCCUACCUGCCUGGGACAGGAUGAAACCCUCAGCAGAAAGCCCUGGCUGCUGGGAGUAGAUGUGCUGUGUCCUGGAGGGUGGGAGAGCUGCCUCCUGGGAGGGUAUGGCUUUACAUCACCGUCCUCACGGCCUCAGCCGGCCCACAGUAAAGCCCUUACACCCA
Messenger RNA from Dromaius novaehollandiae (emu), 1202 nucleotides. RefSeq names its product selenoprotein M (gene SELENOM). NCBI's taxonomy places the organism in Eukaryota, Metazoa, Chordata, Aves, Casuariiformes, Dromaiidae. Gene Ontology annotation, molecular function: oxidoreductase activity. Gene Ontology annotation, cellular component: endoplasmic reticulum lumen. The record is from RefSeq and is a predicted model, not a curated record. The transcript has 5 exons.